Molecule: messenger RNA, 273 nt
Organism: Emiliania huxleyi CCMP1516
Lineage: Eukaryota; Haptophyta; Isochrysidales; Noelaerhabdaceae
Exons: 2
Coding region: 1-273 (90 amino acids)
Source: RefSeq, a predicted model, not a curated record
AUGGUCCCCGGAGGCGACGCUUGCCGUACUGUGCUUGACUUGGGAAACUGUAGCAGCUACUACGCUGGCCCCUACCAGAAGAAGGGAAAUGACCCCGACGACGACACGUGGCGGCUAUGCAGGCCGCAUUCCAACCUUAGCAAGGACGAGGUGUGCCAGGGCGAUGCGAUCAGGGGCUGCUUUCCGCUGCCGCCGCUGCCGUCCAGCGCCACAGCCUCCAUGGCCGUGCUGCUAGCCGGCCAGGCCGCAAGGGCGGCGGCUCUACAAAAAUAA